Scomber japonicus (chub mackerel) is the source of this 2154-nucleotide messenger RNA. RefSeq names its product delta-like 2 homolog (Drosophila) (gene dlk2). Gene Ontology annotation, biological process: establishment or maintenance of epithelial cell apical/basal polarity; heterophilic cell-cell adhesion. Gene Ontology annotation, molecular function: calcium ion binding. Gene Ontology annotation, cellular component: plasma membrane; protein-containing complex. The transcript has 7 exons. Lineage: Eukaryota; Metazoa; Chordata; Actinopteri; Scombriformes; Scombridae. The record is from RefSeq and is a predicted model, not a curated record.
AUGAGACAGAAAAAAGCAGGAGAAGAGCUGAAGACAGGGAAUCUGCAGAAGAAGAGAAAACUACAACAGGAAGCAGAACUACAGGAGCCAGGGAAUCUGCAGAAGAAGAGAAAACUACAACAGGAAGCAGAACUACAGGAGCCAGGGAAUCUGCAGAAGAAGAAGAAACAACUACAACAGGAAGCAGAACUACAGGAGCCAGGGAAUCUGCAGAAGAAGAAAGAACUACAACAGGAAGCAGAACUACAGGAGCCAGGGAAUCUGCAGAAGAAGAAAAAACUACAACAGGAAGAAGCAGAACUACAGGAGCCAGGGAAUCUGCAGAAGAAGAAAGAACUACAACAGGAAGCAGAACUACAGGAGCCAGGGAAUCUGCAGAAGAAGAAAGAACUACAACAGGAAGUAGAACUACAGGAGGCAGGGAAUCUGCAGAAGAAGAAAAAACUACAACAGGAAGCAGAACUACAGGAGCCAGGGAAUCUGCAGAAGAAGAAAGAACUACAACAGGAAGCAGAACUACAGGAGCCAGGGAAUCUGCAGAAGAAGAAGAAACUACAACAGGAAGCAGAACUACAGGAGCCAGGGAAUCUGCAGAAGAAGAGAAAACUACAACAGGAAGCAGAACUACAGGAGCCAGGGAAUCUGCAGAAGAAGAAACAACUACAACAGGAAGCAGAACUACAGAGUGAAAUCCAGCAGUGUUUGAUUAAAGCUGCAGUGAGGACGCAGCCGGAGCCUCAGACACUGAUUUAUGUGUCACACCUGACUCAGACCUUUGAUCAGGACGACGACAGCUGCAGAGGCUCGGCUGGAGACGGCUCACAGCGUCUCACCUUUCAGGAGUCUCCGUGUGUUUGUCCUGCAGCUCAGAGUCUCUUUUCUCUUCUGCAGGUGCUCGUCCUCGCUGCUGCUGCCAUGUCUCCGCUCCGAGUCGCUGCCAUGCUGCUGCUGCUCAUCGUCACGCCCGCCGCAGCUCAAGGAAUUGACUGCAGCUGCAACGUCACCAACAGCCGCUGUGACGAGUCUGGAGUCUGCAGGUGUGACCCCGGCUGGGACGGCGAGCGCUGCGACCGCUGUGUGCCGAUGCCCGGCUGUCUGCACGGAUCCUGCCAGCAGCCGUGGCAGUGCAGCUGUGAGGCCGGCUGGGGGGGGCGCUUCUGUGACAAAGACCUGCAUGUGUGCUCGGAGCAGCAGCCGUGUCAGAACGGAGCGACCUGUGUGAUGGAGGACAGUGGUGAUUACUCCUGUCUGUGUCCUGAAGGUUUCCACGGCAACGACUGUCAGCUGAAGACGGGACCGUGUCACCAGAGGAGGUCUCCGUGUAAAAAUGGCGGUCUGUGUGAAGAUGCUGACGGCUUCGCGGCGGAGCUGUCGUGUCGCUGUCUGGCCGGCUUCACCGGGCCGCGCUGUGAGACCGAUGUGGACGACUGUCUGAUGAAGCCGUGUGCGAACGGCGCCACCUGCCUGGACGCUGUGAACCGCUUCUCGUGCGUCUGUCCCGCCGGCUUCACCGGACGCUUCUGCACCAUCAACCUGGACGACUGCGCCAGCCGGCCGUGCCUGAACGGCGGCCGCUGCCUCGACCGCGCCGGCGGCUUCCACUGCGUCUGCCAGCCCGGCUUCAGCGGCGCCACCUGCGAAGCGCCGACGAGGAGCCACGCCCCCCGCGAGCCCGGCUGGACCACGCUGGGCUGGGAGGGAGGAGGAGCCCAACCUCACGCGACCACCGGGGGGAAGAACCAGAGGAGCAGCACCAGCAGUAACAGCAGUCGCUAUGGCAACAGGCUGCUGAAGGUGACGGUGAGCGAGCGGCGUGCGGCCGGGCUGACGGAGGUCCAGCUCAUCACGGUGCUGGUGCUGGCCGGGCUGACGCUGGGCAUGGUGGCGCUCACCGCUGCCCUCGUGCUGCAGGGUCGCUGCAGAGACUGUCGCCACGCCCCCUGCUGGCGGCCGCUGAUGACAUCGUCGUCGUCGUUGUCGUCACAGCGGCAGCGAGGGCGGCAGGAUGGCGGCGAGCGCGAGUGUCAGAUCAGCUUCCUGAACGCAGCAGAACCAGAGAAGAAGAAACUGAACAGUGAGGUCAUUUAGACCGACGGGCGUCCGAGAGAGAGAGAGCGAGGCGGUCCGCUGGCUCGACCCCGCCCCCCCGCCUGA